UAACCAUAACAAUGAAAUCCGCCUUCAUCAGGAUAAAACUCAGACUCCCGGAUAACGUGAUGUAAGCGUCAAACUAUUGGUAGCCUUGCCUAUUUGGUUUCAGUUUCAUAUUGGUAGCCUUGUUUGCAUUAUAGCGCAGGUCGCGUAAAUCACUACUUAAGGUUAUGUUGACUACAAAAGCAUGUUACAUUUUCCUGGAAAUAUCAAUGUUUAUGAUCGAAGAUACGAAUGAAUUACUACGAAAUACUUGGCUGCAGCAGGGACUCCACUGACGAAGAGAUCAAGCGUGCUUAUCGGCGUCGCUUGCUGCAAUUUCAUCCUGAUAAAAGCGGCGCUACUAACAACCACGAGUUUCACAAUGUUACUGAAGCCUGGCGGAUAUUGGGACAUCCACAAUCGAGAAGGCGAUAUGAUGCAGCCUGCAAACAAGAAGAAUUGGAAGACAGGGAAGAAUUAGAAGAUAGUCCUGUUUAUGCGCGUCUCUCGCCGAGCGAUCUUGAAGAAUCCGUGUUCGAAGAUAUGUUCUUUUAUCGCUGCAGAUGCGGCGACCGUUACUUGAUUGAGCGAGAUGAUCUUCGAGAAAAGAACACUUUACUCCACAUAACGUGCGAUGGUUGUACACUUAUUAUCGUUGUUGAAACGUAAGUCAAUGUAAAAUUUAUGUAAAAAAAUAUGACGUUAUAUUGUGACACAUCUAUAGACAUUUUUUUUUUUAAAUUUGUAUAUCCUAUAAAACGACUAAACAAGUUAGAUUUACUUAUUCGAAUAUCCAUGCUAGCAAGUAAAAUGGAUUAAACAGAUGAUGGAUCAAAAAGUAUUUUUUUUACAUUUGCCUUAGUAUAAUAUAAGAUAAUAUUCACAGGUAUGUAGAAAGAAGUCAAAAUCGAACAUUUAUUUUGU
Cataglyphis hispanica is the source of this 900-nucleotide messenger RNA. RefSeq names its product dnaJ homolog subfamily C member 24-like. Bases 229 to 645 code for a protein of 138 amino acids. Gene Ontology annotation, molecular function: ATPase activator activity; ferrous iron binding. Lineage: Eukaryota; Metazoa; Arthropoda; Insecta; Hymenoptera; Formicidae. Gene Ontology annotation, biological process: positive regulation of ATP-dependent activity. The record is from RefSeq and is a predicted model, not a curated record. The transcript has a single exon.